UCUGCCAGAGCUCACCCCGCCACAGAGCCAGGCCUGGGCCACACGAGCAACACAAGCAUCAUGAUGGGCAAAACUGUGACUGCUCUCCUGAUCCUCCUCCUGAUCUCAGCUCUUGGAACACAAGGUGAGGUUAUGCCACGCUCGGCCAUUGAACUCCGGUGCCAGUGCAUAAACACCCAUUCCAGGUUCAUCCAUCCCAAGUUCAUCCAAAACGUGAACCUCACCCCUAGCGGGCCUCACUGCAAGAAUGUUGAAGUCAUCGCUACCCUGAGAGAUGGCAGAGAAGUGUGCCUGGAGCCCACUGCUCCCUGGGUGAAGCUSAUCAUCAAGGCAAUUCUGGACAAGGCCAACACCAAAUCUGAGACAGUGUCCUAAAGCAAAGAAGAAAAAUAUUCUAACUCUUUCAGCGAGGUGAAAAGGGAAGAUCCUCACCCAACUUCUGACAGCUGACCUCCUYCUGCCUCCCAUGUUCACAAUUUCACAGCAUCUAGAAUAUGUAUUCCCCAGUCUGUAGUUAAUUGACAAAUGACACUUCUAGUCUUUUAAAGAAAGGAAAGAAACCACUGACAYCAAAACAAGAAGGCAAAAGAAACAGUUUGUGGAAGAAUAUGGAGAUGAUUCUGAAACAGUUUUUGCUAAACACAGCUGGAACAGUGCAGUGCAUACCCAGCAGAGCUUUCACUAAAUGACUCCUUCCUUUUUUGCUAACAGUUUAGGAAAAGACCAGCAACAACUUCAGCUGUACCUGAGCCACUGCCACUCACAGUGGGCUACUGGCCGAAAAGGCGAGAAUUGCAGAAUUAACAUGUCAAAAUUCUGCUACAUUAGGUUUUGUGUCAUCAUUUUCAAGCUAUUACUUAAUGUGAAUUAGUGUUGUAAAGCUAUAAACAUAUGUUUUAAUGCCAUCUUUUGGCUAGGGA
Molecule: messenger RNA, 920 nt
Organism: Malurus melanocephalus (red-backed fairy wren)
Lineage: Eukaryota; Metazoa; Chordata; Aves; Passeriformes; Maluridae
Product: interleukin-8-like
Exons: 4
Coding region: 61-375 (104 amino acids)
Biological process (GO): neutrophil chemotaxis; chemokine-mediated signaling pathway; inflammatory response
Cellular component (GO): extracellular region
Molecular function (GO): CXCR chemokine receptor binding; chemokine activity
Source: RefSeq, a predicted model, not a curated record